AUGCAUCCAGAUAAAAAAGAAAAUGUUCAAAGUACAAGUCAAGCAUUUUUAGUUCUUAUAUUUGUUUUUAUUACUUCAGUUUUUAGUCUUUUAAUGGUGUAUUACAGAUUUCCAGAAUUGGAAAGUGAUGAGAUUCAAUAUAUGAAAUUACCACAGAAUAUUGAUGAUGCUAAGAAUUUAGGAAAGGUUUUGUCACAUUACAAGGAUCGCUAUUUUUUUACAGUUCUAGGAGGAUAUUUUGUGAUGUAUAUUUUUUUACAGUCAUUUGCAAUUCCAGGAUCAAUUUUUCUCAGUAUUCUCUCAGGAUUCCUUUUUCCAUUUCCUCUUGCUAUUUUUAUGGUCUGUUUGGUAAGUUUUUUUCAGGUAAAUAAACAUCGAUCUCAUCUUCUAAAUUAUAUUAUCUUUCUUCGUAUAACACCAUUUCUUCCUAAUUGGUUUAUCAACAUUACUUCACCUGUCAUAGACGUACCAUUAUUUCAUUUUUUUGUUGGAACUUUUAUAGGCGUAGCUCCUCCAUCUUUUCUUGCCAUCAAAGCCGGGACGACGCUACACCAGUUGACGUCAUCUACGGAUGCCAUUUCCUGGUUUUCUAUAGCAGUAUUAGGAAUUUUUGCACUUGUCUCUUUAUUACCAGUUAUGUUUAAUAAGAAGUUACAAUCUAAAUUGGAAUGAUGUAAUAUCUUAAUUAUGUUGUUAUUGAUGAGGAUAUAAAUUACAGAUAAGUAAAAAUAAUUUUCUGAUAAUAUAUGAAAGUUUUGAUAUAAGAAAGAACUAUUUUGUUAGAUGUUUCUUAGGAAAAAAACUCUGAUAUUAAAUUCAAUUAUAAAUUCUCUGUUCUAAAUACCUAUGUCUAGAUGUACGGCAGAACUCGGGUUUAGCAGAUAUUCUUGGACUGGAGACUUCAUCUGCUUAAAAAUUUGGCAUUGCAUUUCCCAGCUGGGGUUAUGCAGAAAUAAAUCUGUAAUGACUGCCAAAUGUGAUUCUGAAUUAGUAUUUAUAUCUAGGUGAUACAAAUUUUUCAUGCCUGUCUUUAAAAGCCAUUGACUUUAACCUUUUUAUACAUUUCUGAAGACUUGUGUUGUUGUUUUAAUUUAAUUCUGUUGUAAAGUUGUAAUUGAUAAAGUUAAUGUCAUAAUACUGAUGUAUAUAAAAUCACUUUAAUCUGAAUCAGUUGAUUUUAUAUACAUCAGUAUUAUACAGCAACCAUAAUAUGUAGUAAUGCCAUAAUAGUUAAAAAUUGACAACAACGGAGCAAUUAUUCACAGUAAUGAUUUAAAAAUUAUGGAAAAUGAGAAAUUUCAAUAAAAGUAAAUGAAAUUUCUCAUUUUCACAAAAGGAAUACAUGCUCUGGAAAAGGUUGGGAACUGCAGUUUUAAAUAAUAUUGCUAUAUGUUUUUAUUUUGUGAAAGAAUAUGUGAUAAGAAUGAUAUCAAAGAAUCACCAAAGUUAAAGAUCUGUUUUAUGCCAAUUAAUUAAUACAAUUUUAGCACUAGACAUAUUAAGUGCCAUUUUGUAUCAAAAGAAACAAAUAAGUAACUCAAAGAAUCUAAAGGAAAAGAUCUGGCCCGGCAUAGGAUCAAAAACUGCAACUGCUGCUGCUAAUUUUGACAUUUAGGCUUCUUGAGCAGAUAACAAUACCAAAAUAGAAAAUUAGGCUUGUUUGAUUCAUUCAGAGUUUCCCAAAUGCCUCUCUUCUGCUAUGCAAGGAAGAAAUGAGAUAUAUAUAUAAAAAACGUAGUUGUUUAUAUAUAUAUAUAUAUAUAUAAUGUAGUGUGUAUAUAU
Molecule: messenger RNA, 1782 nt
Organism: Centruroides sculpturatus (bark scorpion)
Lineage: Eukaryota; Metazoa; Arthropoda; Arachnida; Scorpiones; Buthidae
Product: transmembrane protein 41B-like
Exons: 6
Coding region: 1-672 (223 amino acids)
Cellular component (GO): endoplasmic reticulum membrane
Source: RefSeq, a predicted model, not a curated record